UCAUACGUUUUUUAUGGUAAUAAUUGAAGAGAUUUUAAUUGUCAGAUGUUUUGAUAAUUUUGAAAAUCAAUGAGUGAUUUGUGGACACAAUAUUGGGGCGAAUCGUUGCCGACGACUCCCGAAGACACCAACAUUUUAACCGUUGAGCGCUCACAACUCACAAGAGUUACACCAAUUGAUCUUCAAAACACUUCCGAUAAGUUAGACUUGAAUUUGACUGACGAGAAGCGCAACUUUUGGUCACAACAGCUAAUAGACAACAGUCUGGUCAGUGAUGUGCCGAUCGGGUGUCCCGUAAUGCUUCAGACCAUCAAAUUGUUGCGACUUUUGAGACAACUUAACAACGGCUCAAACAAUGAUAUCACCAGACAAUCCAUUCCUCAACUCAUUACAUCAAAUACUCAACAAAACAAUGGUUUAAAUAUCUUUAAGAUUAAGAAUAAAGUGAUUAACGAAAAAGCAAUCAAAGAAUUGAUGAGAAGAUCUGUUGUUAUAAUUAGUAACUUCUAUGGUAUUGAUUAUAUGAGUCAAUCAGUUAUGGAUUUAUUGGUUGACUUAAUGUCUGAAUAUUUGCAUCGUUUGUGUCAAAGAAUUCGCAUUACAACCGACUCUUCAGAACUCAAGUCUUCCAACGAUUUCAUUGAUGUAAUCGACAGAGUCUUUCAUGACAUGAAUGUUUCAAACUUUGAGGCUUUACGUCAACACCAGUCAGACAUAAAUCUUUAUAAUCAGAAUCUACUUAAAGAAGUGGAAAGAAGAAUAUCUAUAAAUGAAUCGAUAAUUAAUAGCAAUAAAAUGUCAAAUGAAUUACAGACAAUAGUGGACAACGAAUCGAUUGUCGACAACAAUUCGCCAUCACUUUCAUCUAGUAUUCAGUCGUUAACCAAAGACACAGAACCAACGCUAUCACUCAAAUCACUUCUCAGUUCAUAUAAAAGCGAUGAUGUCCACGAAAACGAACAGUUGUUUGGUUUGACAUCUCCUUUAAAAUAAUUACAAUUACACACAAUACUGUCGCUGACCAAUGGAUCACACAUUUACGUUAA
This is a messenger RNA of Oppia nitens, 1046 nucleotides long. RefSeq lists its product as uncharacterized. Gene Ontology annotation, molecular function: transcription coactivator activity; protein heterodimerization activity. The transcript has 3 exons. Lineage: Eukaryota; Metazoa; Arthropoda; Arachnida; Sarcoptiformes; Oppiidae. The coding region runs from base 70 to 993 and encodes 307 amino acids. Gene Ontology annotation, cellular component: SAGA complex. The record is from RefSeq and is a predicted model, not a curated record.